Messenger RNA from Lontra canadensis (Northern American river otter), 567 nucleotides. RefSeq names its product translation initiation factor IF-2-like. The record is from RefSeq and is a predicted model, not a curated record. The transcript has 4 exons. NCBI's taxonomy places the organism in Eukaryota, Metazoa, Chordata, Mammalia, Carnivora, Mustelidae. The coding region runs from base 1 to 567 and encodes 188 amino acids.
AUGACGGAGAACCUGGAAAGGAAGACUUUUCUCUUUGUUACGCUCCUGCCACGGGUCUGGAAGCCGGGACCCAUCCUCCGGGACUCCAGGGCUGGCCGACGCGCUCCGGGGUCCCCGCGGGCUGACACACCCCACCGCUCGGCCCCAGCGCCCGCCCGCCGGCCGGGGCCCCACGCCCUCACCUGCUCCCGCUCCCGCAUCCUCGGGGCCGCGCGCCCCGCUCAGCGGCCCGCCUCCCGGGGUCCCGCCGCGCGGCAGCCAGAGCCGCGCCCGCACAGUCCGGCGGCGGUGGCGGUGACGGGAAAGGCCUGGAGGUGGGACCGGCCGGGAGCGCCGCACAAAGAAACCGGGCGGGGGCCGGAGCGACAGGAGGACAGACGGACGGACCGACGAACAGACAGGCACCGGACGCGGGGCCGGAGCAGCGGAGCGGCCGGGGCCGUCAUGGUCCCUGCACACAGAGGACUUCUGGUCAACCGGAAGAUGCACUCACCUACACACCACACAGGCGUCCCACAGGACACCAAGAAGGGUCAAGUUGUGUGUGAGGAAAGAAAAGAGACAUGA